GAGCCUCCAGGGCCCCGCCUCCGCCCUGUCCCGCCCGCCGCGCCGGCCGGUCAGUCACCCGGCGGCGUGUCGCCCGUGUCGGAGCGACUGAAGGCUGAGCGCUGUCGAGCGGGGCCAUGGGGCUUCUGUCCCAGGGCUCGCCGCUGAGCUGGGAGGAGACCCGGCGCCACGCUGACCACGUGCGGCGGCACGGCAUCCUGCAGUUCCUGCACAUCUACCACGCCGUCAAGGACCGGCAGAAGGACGUGCUCAAGUGGGGCGACGAGGUGGAAUACAUGUUGGUAUCUUUUGAUCAUGAAAAUAAGAAGGUCCAGUUGAUCCUGAAUGGAGAAGAUGUUCUUGAAACUCUACAAGAGAAGGGGGAAAGGACAAAUCCAAACCAUCCUACCCUUUGGAGACCAGAGUAUGGGAGUUACAUGAUUGAAGGGACACCUGGACAGCCCUACGGAGGGACUAUGUCUGAAUUCAACACGGUGGAGGACAACAUGAGGAAGCGCCGCCAGGAGGCUACCUCCGUAUUAGAGGAAAACCAGGCUCUUUGCACAAUAACUUCAUUUCCCAGAUUAGGCUGUCCUGGGUUCACACUGCCCGUGUAUAAACCCAACCCAGUCGAAGGAGGAGCAUCAAAGUCCCUCUUCUUUCCAGAUGAAGCAAUAAAUAAGCACCCCCGCUUCAGUACCCUGACAAGAAAUAUCCGGCACAGGAGAGGGGAGAAGGUUGUCAUCAACGUACCAAUAUUUAAGGACAAGAACACAGCGUCUCCCUUCAUAGAAACAUUUCCUGAGGAUGAUGAGGCAGCCAGGGCUUCCAAGCCAGAUCACAUUUACAUGGACGCCAUGGGAUUCGGGAUGGGCAAUUGCUGCCUUCAGGUGACGUUCCAAGCCUGCAGCAUAUCUGAGGCCAGUUACCUUUACGAUCAGCUGGCCACUAUCUGUCCAAUUGUUAUGGCUUUGAGUGCUGCGUCUCCUUUUUACCGAGGCUACGUGUCAGACAUUGAUUGUCGCUGGGGAGUGAUCUCUGCAUCUGUAGAUGACAGAACUCGGGAAGAGAGAGGACUGGAGCCACUGAAGAACAAUAACUAUCGAAUCAGUAAGUCCCGAUACGACUCCAUAGACAGCUACUUAUCUAAGUGUGGUGAGAAAUACAACGACAUCGACCUGACCAUAGAUAAAGGAGUCUAUGAGCAGCUGGUGCAGAACGGCAUCGAUCACCUUCUGGCCCAGCAUGUUGCUCAUCUCUUCAUCAGAGACCCCCUGACGUUGUUCAAAGAGAAAAUCGACCUGGAUGAUGCUAAUGAGUCUGACCAUUUUGAGAAUAUUCAGUCCACAAAUUGGCAGACAAUGAGAUUCAAGCCCCCGCCCCCUCACUCCGACAUUGGCUGGAGAGUGGAAUUCCGCCCCAUGGAGGUGCAGUUGACUGACUUUGAGAACUCCGCCUAUGUGGUGUUUGUGGUGCUGCUCACCAGAGUGAUCCUCUCAUACAAGCUGGACUUCCUCAUUCCUCUCUCCAAGGUUGAUGAAAACAUGAAAGUAGCACAGAAACGAGAUGCUGUCUUGCAGGGAAUGUUUUAUUUCAGGAAAGAUAUUUGCAAAGGUGGCAACACUGUGGUGGACGGGUGUGGUAAGGCCCCUGCUGGCGGCGCAGACCUGUCCUCAGAGGAGUAUGCGCUCAUGAGCAUAGACACCAUCAUCAACGGGAAGGAAGGUGUUUUUCCUGGACUCAUCCCAAUCCUGAAUUCUUACCUGGAAAAUAUGGAGGUGGAUGUGGAUACCAGAUGCAGUAUUAUGAACUACCUGAAGCUAAUUAAGAAGAGAGCAUCUGGAGAACUAAUGACAGUUGCCAGGUGGAUGAGAGAAUUCAUUGCAAACCAUCCUGACUACAAGCAAGACAGUGUAAUAACUGAUGAAAUGAACUAUAACCUUAUUUUGAAGUGUAACCAAAUUGCAAAUGAAUUAUGUGAAUGCCCAGAGUUACUAGGAUCAGGAUCAGCAUUUAGGAAAGUAAGGUACAGUGGAAGUAAAACUGACUCUUCCAGCUAGACUUGCCGCAGAGAGAUUCUGCAAAAAGAUGCAUGUACCGACAUUGAAGAGCAUCUGCAGGACUGACCAGCCCGUGUGGAAGGUGUGGAGACCAAACACUAGCCCUGUGGUGUUGCCCAGGCCAAAGGGCUAGAAAGUGAGUUACAGGCUUCCUUCAGUAGGUGACUUAGAGUUUAUACAGUGUACAUGUACAUGUACAUAGUAAAGUAUUUUUAUGAUUGACAAUGUAUUUUAAUAUAUGUAAAGUCAUUGUGAACUGGCUUGUACAUUUUUUAAUUCUUACUCUGGAGCAACUACUGUCUAAGCAGUUUUGUAAAUGAACUGGUAAUUAAUUGUACAAUACCUGCAUUCCAGAGUUUAAAAUGUUUACUGUAAAUGUUUGUUCCUUUAAAGACUACCUGGGACCUGAUUCACUGGAAUUUAUCACUUUAAAAAAAUUUUUCUUGAUAACUUUUUUGCGUCUUUAUUGUAUACAUUAAACCACUGGAGUCCAUUGCAACUCUUCAAGAGUAAUCUUGGAUUCCUGGCACCUUAUCUAUGAUGUUUCUUCAGCAAUUAGAGUAGCUGGCUGUUUGGUCACCUUGCCCCAAGCUUUCAGUAUUAAAUAAAACUCAUCGGGCUCUGAUGGCUAUUAGAAAAGGAACUUUCCUUCUUUCUUUGUUUAAAUUUGCUGAUUCAGUUAAAUUUAAAGACAACUCUAUAGGAGGAAAGGAGACUUGCCCAGAGGUCAUGUGUAAAGAUCCCUGUCUUCUUCCUUCCUCUCUUCCUCUUGCUCCUCCCUAUACAUGCCAAGAGUACUGUCAAAACAGCAUCAGCUCUUCUGCUUGGCCUGUUAUUCUGGUUGCUACUGUGUAUUAAAUUUUCAAAUCAAA
Messenger RNA from Heterocephalus glaber (naked mole-rat), 2911 nucleotides. It is a transcript of the gene Gclc, whose product is annotated as glutamate-cysteine ligase catalytic subunit. The record is from RefSeq and is marked provisional. Gene Ontology annotation, molecular function: glutamate-cysteine ligase activity. NCBI's taxonomy places the organism in Eukaryota, Metazoa, Chordata, Mammalia, Rodentia, Bathyergidae. Gene Ontology annotation, cellular component: glutamate-cysteine ligase complex. Gene Ontology annotation, biological process: glutathione biosynthetic process.